Clavispora lusitaniae ATCC 42720 is the source of this 1497-nucleotide messenger RNA. RefSeq lists its product as uncharacterized. Lineage: Eukaryota; Fungi; Ascomycota; Pichiomycetes; Serinales; Metschnikowiaceae. The record is from RefSeq and is a predicted model, not a curated record.
AUGGCAUCGUUACUUCUUCUUCCUGAUGAAUUGCUCUGCCGUGUGGUUUUUCAUCUUACGGAUGGCAUUCUAGUUCUUGAGUCCAAACGCCGCGAGUCUCGCUUUCCACGUCAGGAGAAGCCACAUCACACAUACUCGUCCAUACGGAACCGUCUUCGAAACCAUGUUUCUGAUGUACUUAGUCUAUCACUGACAUGCUCUCGUCUUCGCCGAUUAUGUGGACUGGCACUCUUCGGGUUUACUAGCUUGAUUCGCUCGAGCGAAAUCGACUCUAUAUUGUCUUAUCCUCGUCGAAUGGAUCGAUGGAGCAACUCCACAUUAAUUACCGACGAGUUCUGGAGUUUAUUACAAGAGCACGCAUCAGAAUCGCUCAAAAUGUCAACUUUUGUGGAUGACUUGGAAAUUGAUAACCGCUUUCUCGAACAUUUGGACAAGUUUCGCAAUCUCCACUCAUUAAAGGUCUUGGAUAUUCCAUAUACUGGGCCAGUUCUCAGUAUUCCGAUAUUGGGAAGUGUUAUAUGCUUAUCCAUAAACGCUGAGACUCUACUUCGGCUACAAGACAACGUUUUUCCUAGUUUGGAAAGACUUGAUUUGAUUACAGAUAUACAUGCACUUGAGCCUGACCAGGAUUUGAAUCGUUUGGCGAAGAAUGUCUCCACAGUCACAACAUUGAAUUUAUUCGUCACAGAAGUCAACAUUCUCCGGUAUGAAGCGAUCCUUUCGUUUGUAACUUCCGUGAUGGAGAAUGAUGAAUUGGAACAUUUUGCGCUUAGGGCUGUCCGCAAAAAAGGCCAAAGAGCCCAACCUCGUUUUUGGAAUGUUGCCCAUAAUUCCGGUUCAAAAUUUAUUGAUUCGUUGUGCUCUCAAGAGCUCCAAACAUUCAUGAUAGAUUACGAGUUUCUCAGCAAUCUUGAGUUUUCUCAACAAGAGACAGAGGGCAAUCCACAUCGGCAGCUAGAGCGUUUCACUUUGGUCGACCUGGUACUUGCGCUUCCGAAGAUCGAUCAAAGUCAGCUGAGGUUGAUCGGACGUGUAAUCCAGUCUUUGCAACCUAAAGAGUUUGCAUUCGCAUAUGGCGAAGUCAUUGCCCAAUCACAUUUCCAAGCUUUUGCUGGAAUUCAGGCAUUUUUAUCCACAUUGGAAUAUUGCAACAUUCGAAUCGUCUCGUUGGAAAAAGUAUGGUCUAUGGUAGAUGAUUCUUUGGUUCGUAAGUAUUAUGAAGAGCUUGUCGAGACAUACGAUAGAUCAUCGGGCAAAGAUCGCAAGUUAUUGAAGCAGAAAAUAGCUGCUGUAUCUUUGACGGAAAAAUUGCUGUUUUCAACACCUCGCUAUCAUAAUCGAGAGUAUUAUGAGUUAGCGUACACUCCAGAACCAAGCUUAUCACCAUACAACGCUAAUGAAACAUCACCAGACGAUUUUUGGGCAGUCGAAAGCUCGCUCCGAGAUCUUGAACAUUAUUGUCUCAAAGAAAAAGCACUCAGUUCGAUUUGGGAUUGA